CCACACUCUCUCACAACACCCACCCAUGGCUGACGAAGAGUACCCGCCGACGGUAGCCAACCUCCUUGCGCAGCAGUCGCUGCGGUGGAUCCUUGUGGGCGGCAAGGGCGGGGUGGGCAAGACCACGACCUCGUGCUCACUCGCCCUCCUCCUCUCCAAGCACCGAUCGCGGGUCCUGCUCAUCUCGACGGAUCCGGCACACAACCUCUCGGACGCGUUCCGGACCAAGAUCGGGUCCGAGCCAACGCGGAUCACCGAGACGCUCGAUGCCAUGGAGGUCAAGGCGUCGGUGCCCAAGGACGUGCUCGAGUCUGACGAUGGUGCUGGCCUGCAGGCCAUGCUCGGCAAGUUUGAGUUCCCAGGCGCCGAUGAGCUCUUUGCCAUCUCGCAUGUGAUGAAGCUCGCGGCGUCGAUGGAGUACGACACGGUGGUUCUCGACACGGCGCCGACCGGGCACACGCUGCGGUUCCUGCAGCUGCCCGAGACGAUGGACAACUUCCUCAACACCUUUACCUCGGGGCCGAUGGGCGGAAUGCUCACCCAGCUGAUGGGCGCCAACGGCGAGCACAUGGAGCGCAUCAACGAGAUGAAGACCCACAUCCGUAUGGCCAAGACCCAGUUCACCGACCCGGACCUCACCACCUUUGUCUGCGUCUGCAUUCCGGAGUUCCUCUCGGUCUACGAGACCGAGCGUCUCAUCCAGGAGCUGACCGAGAACGACAUCGACGUCCAGAACAUCGUUGUCAACCAGGUUGUCCGCGACCCGCCUGCGCCGUGCACCCAGUGCGCCGCACGCAUCGCCAUGCAGGGCAAGUACCUCGGCCAGAUUGCAGACCUCUACGACGACUUUCACGUCUCCAUCAUCCCGCUCCUCCAGCGCGAGGUCCGCGGCAUCCCGGACCUCACCGUCUUUGGCUCGCUCCUCCUUCAUCCCGAGUCGACCGAGCCCGUCCUUCCCGAGCAGGAGUAAACGCCGCUCGCCGCAUCAA
Messenger RNA from Thecamonas trahens ATCC 50062, 989 nucleotides. Its product is annotated as ATPase get3. The transcript is spliced from 2 exons. Lineage: Eukaryota; Apusomonadida; Apusomonadidae. Bases 26 to 970 code for a protein of 314 amino acids. The record is from RefSeq and is a predicted model, not a curated record. Gene Ontology annotation, biological process: post-translational protein targeting to endoplasmic reticulum membrane. Gene Ontology annotation, cellular component: GET complex. Gene Ontology annotation, molecular function: ATP hydrolysis activity; ATP binding.